Lycium barbarum (goji berry) is the source of this 3768-nucleotide messenger RNA. Its product is annotated as histidine kinase CKI1. The record is from RefSeq and is a predicted model, not a curated record. Gene Ontology annotation, biological process: phosphorelay signal transduction system; phosphorylation. Gene Ontology annotation, molecular function: transferase activity, transferring phosphorus-containing groups. The coding region runs from base 16 to 3315 and encodes 1099 amino acids. Gene Ontology annotation, cellular component: nucleus. Lineage: Eukaryota; Viridiplantae; Streptophyta; Magnoliopsida; Solanales; Solanaceae. The transcript is spliced from 9 exons.
GCAAUUUACAUUUUUAUGAAGUUGUCAGAGAUGAGAAAUCAUAGUGAGUACCAUGUUAGCAUGUUAUCAGAGCAAUUGAGAAAUAAAACAUUUGCACUGAUUGAACACACAGCCAAUAUGUUUCUUCCCCUAAAUUACUCAGCAUCAAGCUUGGCUAGAGGUCUAAGUUCAUCUAUCAAUGGAACACAGUUACCCUUCACCACAAUCCAAACUAAGGUAGCACCCCAUUUGUUUAUGGCACUUUCAACAAUCCCAUUUGUAUCACAAAUCUCAUAUGUGGGACAAGAUAGGCUGUUGUAUUCUUAUUACACUGAAGAUGGCCAUGAUGAUGCGCAAACUUUCGCAGUGUUUACAAACUCUUCAUCUGCAAUGUGUUAUAGUCAGCCAGUGAAUCGCGACACUGGGAUGCUUUAUGGACAACCAGUCGUUGUUGAUGCAAACAUGGUUGACCUCGAGUCUCUAGGCUGGUCUAAACAAUCCUCAAAACUAACAAUGGGUUAUGCAUCUCAGUCCUCUAUUGGUAUUGGGUUGAACAAGGCCAAGAGGGAAUUAUUUUUCAAUACGGCCACAAUGGAUGGAAGGGGCAAGGUGUCGGUGGGAUUUCCAGUACAAUAUGUGGAUGACCGAUUUUCCGCCUUAAAUCUCUAUGGCGCGGAUUUUUACCUGGCAAGUAGUAAUGGUCAAGUCAUAGUGGAUACAAAGAUUCCUCAUACCAGCAUAAAUGCCUAUAAUGGUACCAUUUCUGUUCAAUUCAAGAACUUGAAUGGUACUCGUCAAGAUUUGAGUGGCAACCAAUCUUGCAAGCUGGGAAAUGGUGAAAGGGGACAAUUUGAAGUGAAAAUCAAGGAGCAGACGCACAUGUUCUACUGCUCUAUCAUUGAAAUAGCUGGACUUGAAUCGGUAUGUCUUGACAAAUUCGCAGCUACUAUGUUGCAUCUUGUGUUUUGGUUGUUAAGUUGGAUAGUGUACACUGUGGCAUUCAAUGCUCAAGGAAUGGGAAGUAAUGUCCACAAACAUAACAAACAAGCAUAUUUUUGGCUUGUGCUCUUGUUUGUUAUACUAGUAGUCUCGCUAUGUGCUUUCAUUAUCAUAGUCUUUAAAGAUGCAAGGAGAAAGAUGUUUCUGUGUGCUGCUCUGAUCAAGCAGAUGGAAUUAACUAAUCAAGCAGAGAAGAAAAGUAUAACCAAGAGUCUAGCAUUUGCAGCUGCAAGUCAUGACAUUCGUAAUGGUUUUGGAAAUAUAACUUGUAGGAUAGACAAUUGUCUUGAGGAUGCCUCCCCAGAGCUUGCAACAAACCUGAAGCUCAUCAAUGAAGAAAUCAACGGCCUUUCAGGUAUGUCUUAUAAUGCGGUUGAGCCUGUUUAUAUCAAUGAAGACUUGUACUACCAACCCGACGCAAUUGGUUUGGUUUGGUGUUUAAAAAAUCCGAACCAACCCGGUCCAUGUACACCCCUAGUCACAACUAGUAUAUUUAUAGAAUUCUGUUUUGCUGAAAAUGUUGCAGACAUAUUACAUUCUGUUCUAGACGCGAGCAAGAUUGAAGCUGGUAAAAUGCCACUCAAGAUGGAAGAGUUUGAUCUAGCAGAACUCGUAGAGAAUACAAUUGAUUUGCAUUAUCAUAGAGCCAUAGAGAAGGGAGUGGAUUUGAUACUAGACCCUGGUGAUGACUCUCUUGCAAAGUUUCGGUUGGUGAAGGGUGACAAAGUGAAAAUUAUGCAGAUACUAAAUAAUUUGAUUACAAAUGCUAUCAAGUUUACCCCAGAAGGCCACAUCUCUGUCAAAGCUUCUGUAAACAAACCAAGCAAAGACAAUGCCCUUAUUGUUUGCAAUCGGCAUAGUCCAUUUAACUGCUGGACAUGGUUGUGCACCAAGCAAAAUUGUUGCUGCAAUACUUCAAAUGAAUUUCCAGCCAUUCAACAGAAUCCCAAUUGCAUGCAAUUCACAUUUGAGGUGGAUGACACGGGCGUGGGGAUUCCUAAAGAUAAACAAAAGUAUGUCUUUGAGAACUUUGUUCAGGUGAAAGAAGAAACAACUUCUGGAGUAGAAGGUUAUGGCUUGGGACUAGGCAUUGUUCAAUCUAUGGUGCAUCUGAUGGGGGGAGAGAUCAAGAUUGUUGACAAAGACGAUGGAGAAAGAGGCACUCGCUUCCAAUUCAACAUAUUUCUGACUACCUGUGUUGAAGCUGAGGAACAAGAAAACAGUGCGCAAAAUCAUGGUCUUCGAAAUUAUCUUUCCCAUCACUUGGGAAUGCAAUUUCGGUCGUCUCCACCUAGAUCGGAGGGAUAUCAUGUUGUCCUAUUCCUAACUGGAGAAAAAAGGAGAAAAGUUUUAAGCAGGGUGAUUGGCAACAUGAACAUAAAAGUUUCAGAGGUGAGGAGAAUCAACGAACUUGCUCGGUUGCUUGAUAGAAUAAAGAGAAAUUUAGACCUUUCCUCCUGUUCCCUUGAGAAAUAUGCGUUAAAUCUGAACCUAACCACCGAUGAUACAAAUGCCGCGGCGUCAGACACCAAAGACACACAUGAUCAUGUCAUCCCUCAUUUUAAAAGGUCUAUAUCCUAUGGCUCAUCAAACGUCAUCCUUAUAAUCAUUGAUUCUCAGGCUGGACAUCUCUUAGAAUUGAGUUCAACCGUGGUGAACUUCAAGAAAGAUUUGCAGAAUGUUACUUGCAAGGUUGUGUUGUUGCAAGAUCAUGUUAGGCCACAAGAAAACAGGCAUCCUCCAUUUGAUUAUGCUUUCCCGAAACCAUUACAUGGCAAACGUUUACAUGAAGUGCUUAGACUUCUAUCUGAAAAUCCAAACAGUCCAAUCCAACAUGAUAGGAAUAAGACGAGUCAGGAAAUCGAAUGCCAAGAACUCAAGGAGAUUGUGAUACCUGAUGGUAACAAAAACAAUACUAGCAAGGACUUAAAAGGAAAGAAGGUUUUGGUCGUUGAUGAUCAGCCCAUUUUGCGCAGGUACGCCUCCAGGGUUCUUCAAAAAGAAGGAGCAGAUGUUGAUGUUUGCGAGAAUGGACAAGAGGCCUUUUAUAAAGUGUGCAGAUCUUUGAAUGACACGCUGAAAGGUGAAGUUGACAAAAGCUAUGAUUUUAUAAUGAUGGAUUGCGAGAUGCCAGUUAUGAAUGGGUAUGAAGCAACACGGCUAAUACGAAUGGAGGAGGAGAAAAGGCAUGGUAUUCCCAUUCCCAUAAUUGCACUGACUGCCCACACUCUGGAUGAUGAGAUGAGCUUGCAUAUUAAGGAAGCUGGAAUGGAUUUUCACUUGACUAAACCUCUAAACAAGGAUGUGUUGAUGAAUUUGUUAUCUGAUUUACUAUAGCCUUUAGUUCAGGAAAAAAAAAAAAGGAAACUUGGACAAUGGCGUCGCUCUUGCUUGGGUUAAUGAUAGAUGGUUGCUAAGUAUCAAAUUUUGAUUUUGAUGGUUGAGAUUUGUUUCAACUAUUAGAUAAUUUCAAUUGUAGUACAUAGAACAAGUUUGAUGAUUUUAAGCAAGUUUGCACACACAUUCUUGAAACUUUUACUCAUAGCCAUCCUCGGUCUAAUUUGUCAUCCAUUUGAACAGUUACAUGAAGUCUACCGAAAAAAUAUAAAUCUAGAUAAGUGAUAACAACAGGAUACGCAAAAGAAAUCCAAGAUUUGCAGUUUCCUCUUCUUGUGCUCGUUUUUCCUUUUGAUUUUCUUUUGUUAGUUUCAAGUAUUUAAUUGAGAUGAAUUUUGCACAUUGACUGAUUCCUAAUAUUAGAUUGUUUCUUAUUUUUUGUUCUUCCUUUAA